Molecule: messenger RNA, 1630 nt
Organism: Gastrolobium bilobum
Lineage: Eukaryota; Viridiplantae; Streptophyta; Magnoliopsida; Fabales; Fabaceae
Product: nucleolar protein 12-like
Exons: 8
Coding region: 1-1155 (384 amino acids)
Molecular function (GO): RNA binding
Source: RefSeq, a predicted model, not a curated record
AUGUCGUCCUUCUGGCACGGCGAGGUUGUAAUCGAAGGUGAGGAGGGAAAGAUGAAGGAGAAGAAGAGGAAAAGGGAAGAGCUUGAGAAAGAGUGGGAGGAGAAGAAGUAUGGUGUGGUGGUGGAAGGAGAGGAAGAUGAAAAGGAAAGGUUUGGGAAUAAAACUCUUGAGAGCAAGAGGAAGAUGAUAUAUAACCCAGCUGAUAUGUUGGUUUCAAAGGAAGGUUAUGAUGACGAGGAUAAGCUUUUGAGGACUAUUUUAGUUGGGAAUUUGCCUCUCAAGUUGAAAAAGAAGACUUUGUUGAAGGAGUUUAAGAAAUUUGGUGAGGUUGAGUCUCUGGUGACUCGUUCUGUUCCAAUACAAGAUACCAAAAAACCUAGGAAGGGAGCCAUCCAUUCGAAGAAAAUAAAUGAUUCCGCUGAUAGUGUUCACGCAUACAUUGUUUUCAAGACAGAGGAAUCUGCUCAGGCUUCUUUGUCCCACAACAUGACUGUGGUUGAAGGAAAUCACAUUCGUGUUGAUAGGGCUUGCCCACCCCGCAAGAAACAUAAAGUGAAGAUUGCUUCGCUUUAUGAUAACAAGAGAACUGUUUUUGUGGGCAACCUCCCAUUUGAUGUUAAGGAUGAAGAACUAUAUCAGUUAUUUUGUGGUAUAUCCAACCUGGAAUCAAGUAUAGAAGCUGUUAGAGUCAUUAGAGAUCCUCAUCUUAAUGUUGGAAAGGGUAUUGCCUAUGUGCUGUUUAAAACAAGGGAAGCUGCUAAUUUUGUUGUUAAGAAACGGAGCUUGAAGCUUCGAGACCGAGAGUUGAGAAUCUGUCAUGCCAAAGCGGAUGGCACCCCAUCUAAAAGGCCAAACCCAUCACCAGCUCCUAGUACCCCUGCAAAGAAGUUGGCUGUGGCUUCACGAUCUCCCUCAAAGCGCAUGAUGAAAAGGGCAGCAGUAGCUGCGAAAAAGGCUAAAGCAAAAUUGUUCAAGGAUGGUGGUACACCAAAACAAGCAGGGGUAAAACGCAAGCUUGAUAGUCGUACUCCAGAUAGCUCCCUACGAAAUAAGAAGGGUGGUACACCAAAACAAGCAGGGGUAAAACGCAAGCUUGAUAGUCGUACUCCAGAUAGCUCCCUACGAAGUAAGAAGGCCAAGAAGAAUAACAGAUAGCGUGUUCCUAAUGGUAUCAGGGAUUAGAUUAUCAGAGGAAAGAGAACAAGACUAGAUUAUACCCAGUGCAAACCACAUUGUAGAUAUAUUUUUUGUUUUGACCAUUUGGGAGCUUCCUUAAUGCCAGACCGAUUAGCUGACAUGGACUCUGCUAGCCCUAACCAGUUUCAAAACGUUUUAAAAAAUAGAAAUAAAAUAAAAAAUUGAACAGAGAAAGAGAGAGAACCCUAAUCUAAUCAGAAAAUUGGGGAUUCAAGUGUUUGCAAUGCAACAGUCUCUCUUUCUUCUGCACACCGAAUUGCAUCUUCUUCAGUGAUCCAUCUGUGCUUCUUUCUUCAGCUGCUGGGAUUUGUCUAUGGAGUGAAGACAAUCAAAUGAAGAUUUUGAAACUGUUACAUGGUUGUUUCAAACAUGGCUGGCAUGUAUAUCUGGACAAACUCGAAAUGCCAUAUAAAGCAAUAAAAACUGCUAAUUG